Botrytis porri is the source of this 525-nucleotide messenger RNA. RefSeq lists its product as uncharacterized. The record is from RefSeq and is a predicted model, not a curated record. Lineage: Eukaryota; Fungi; Ascomycota; Leotiomycetes; Helotiales; Sclerotiniaceae. The transcript is spliced from 2 exons. The coding region runs from base 1 to 525 and encodes 174 amino acids.
AUGGACAGCAAUCCAGAAGCACAUCACCUUGAUUCCAUCUCACAAGGAAUCAAUCUGCUCACAAUCGAUACUUCGGAUGAAAGAAACACCCCAGAACCUGAACAACAGAACACCGAAGAGUAUGCCACCAAGAUAGCCUUGGAAACAUCUCUACCAGAUACAGAGACUGUUUCCACAACUUUAAUUUCUGGAUCUCAACAAAUUGGAACAAAAAGCGUUAUACCUGAGAUAAUGUUUCAAAUCAUCGACUAUCUCGAUUUCGAAGAUGAUCUCCCAACCAUCAUCUGUGUCGCUCUAGCAGCGAAAGUUUGUUACGACUAUGUAGUAAUCCACAGAAGAUUAGAGCAUCUAAAACAAGGAGGAGACGAGUCAGAAGAAGGCUGCUAUUUCAGAGGUCGUACCUCGAUAUGGAACCUUGAUCUGGAUCAGAGAUUAGAGCUCGCUCCUCUUGAAAAACUGGGUUGGAAGCAAUUACAGAACUGCGUCUCCGAAAACUAUCACAGCCCUGUGUUUAACUUCGCGUGA